Molecule: messenger RNA, 3043 nt
Organism: Rosa rugosa (rugosa rose)
Lineage: Eukaryota; Viridiplantae; Streptophyta; Magnoliopsida; Rosales; Rosaceae
Product: ferric reduction oxidase 7, chloroplastic-like
Exons: 8
Coding region: 35-2365 (776 amino acids)
Cellular component (GO): plasma membrane
Molecular function (GO): oxidoreductase activity
Source: RefSeq, a predicted model, not a curated record
ACUCCCAACCCCAAAACUUCAGUUCCGGCCGGUCAUGGCCAAUGGUGAAUCAGAAGUACUCUCUGCUCGUCUAUAUCAGCCGCUUCUUUCCAACUCCGCUGCCGAUGUAGCUCCUUGUUCAAAUGGCGGGAACAAGAACCGCUUCUUUUUGUCAUUGUCGAAAUGGGUUCUCAAAUUUACAAUGUGGUUAAUUUUCAUUGCAUGGGUUGUUCACUUUUUAUUAAUACCUACGGAUCUUGGGACUACUCUAUCUAAUGAUUGGCUUGCUGCUACUGGUGGAACUCUAUUUGGAGACAGUGGGAGUGUAUUGCUGUUACACAGCGGUCCAAUUUUGGCUAUCGCUAUACUUGCUUUUCCAUAUAUCAUUAUUGUUGGGGAAGAAGAACAACAGCUUCAAGAGUAUGCAUGCAAUACUCUUAAAGACCGGAAUUGUACGCCGCCUAUCUUGUGUUCGUUAAAAAGCACAUUAAUCUACUACAGGAAGAAGGACAAGCCCCCUCGAUUCAACUUAUGGUCCUUUCCUGUUCUGGUGGAUGGACCAUUUGGAGUUGUCUCUGCUGCCGAAUUGAUCGGCAUUAUUCUCUUUGUUGUAUUUGUUCUCUGGGAUCUGUAUGCAUUCACAGUAGUGAACUUUGAGCUGUUAGCCACCUAUGGUGAUUUGAGCCUUGGAGAAACAAGAUUAAUGUUUCUGCACAAUUUGGCGCGUAAUCUUGGACAGAUUGGCUUGGUUUGCUUGACAUUUUUGUUCCUGCCGGUUGCAAGGGGAUCAGUUCUAUUUCGCCUUAUAAAUAUUCCUUUGGAGCAUGCUACGAGGUAUCAUGUGUGGCUGGGAAAUCUCGCAAUGCUGCUCUUUGCUACCCACGGCCUAUUAUAUGUAUUGAUAUGGACAACUAAGGGUUGUUUCUUUAGUCAAAUAUUGGAGUGGAAGGAUACUGGUGUUGCCAAUCUUGCAGGAUCAAUUAGUCUUAGUGUUGGUCUGUUGAUGUGGAUCACAACACUUCCUCCGGUCAGAAAGCGGAAUUUUGAGUUGUUCCUCUACACUCAUCAGCUAUACAUCAUCUUCGUGGUCUUUUUGGCUUUGCACAUUGGUUAUCUCGUUUUUCCUACAGCUGCAGGCCCCAUAUUUAUUUUUGUUCUUGAUCGUUUUCUGAGGUUCUGUCAAUCACGAAAGAGUGUUGAUAUAAUUUCAGCCAAGUGCCUUCCAUGUGGAACUGUAGAGUUGGUCCUCGCAAAACCUGAAAGUUUGCGGUACAAUGCCCUCAGUUUUGUCUUUGUUCGAAUUUGGGAGCUAUCAUGGCUACAAUGGCAUCCUUUCAGUGUUUCGUCCAGUCCUAUGGAUGGUAAAUAUCAUAUAUCUGUUUUGAUAAAGGCUAUUGGGAAAUGGACUGAAAAGCUAAGAGAUUCUGUCUUGAAAAAUUUGGAGCUACCUUGCACAAAGUUAACAAUUUCUGUUGAGGGUCCUUACGGGCAUGAGAAACCGUACCACAUGAUGUAUGAAAAUCUCAUCUUAGUAGCAGGUGGCAUUGGGAUUUCACCUUUCUUGGCUGUCUUAAGUGACAUUCUCCACUCUGUUAAGGAAGGAAAACCUUGCCUACCAAGAAAUAUUUUACUUGUCUGGACAGUCAAAAGAUCAGAUGAGCUUUCUCUUCUUUCAACCAUUGGCAUGGACUCAACUAUCUGUCCAUCUUUCUCUAAUAAACUAAAUCUUCAGGCCCAUAUUUACGUUACUCGGGAGUCUGAAUUUCCCUCGGAACAUGGUGAAGUUGGAAAUAGUACUGCAGAUUUUUCUGAUCUAUGUCCCAUGUCCAAAAGGUCUGGAAUGUCCGUUUUGGUUGGUACUGGACAUAAUGUAUGGUCUUGCCUGUAUGUUAUCUCAUCUACUUUAGGCUUUGUCAUCUUGUUGGGUUUGUUGGAUUUCUUCUACAUCAACCCCUUUGAUAUAACUUCAUGGUCAUACAAAGGAUUUCUAUUCUUAGCCUGUAUGGUCGCAAGUGUCUUCAUCUUUGGUGGUCUGGUGGUUUGUUUAUGGCAUCUUUCGGAGAAAAGAACUUCAGCAGAGGAAAAAUGUGAGGAUGAUGAAUCAAAUUUUGGUAAGAUUGAGCACACAGAAACUGUAACUCACAAUGUUGCACACCAGGAAAGUCCUGCAAGUUUAACCAGGAGCAUUCGUUAUGGUGCAAGGCCAGACUUUAAAGAAAUUUUUGGAAGCGUAUCAAAGAAUUGGGGCCAUGUUGAUGUGGGUGUCAUUGUGUGUGGUCCUCCAACUCUUCAAUCAAGUGUAGCUAAAGAAAUCAGGUCACAAAGUAUAAGAAGACAAUCUGGAGAUCCUAUCUACCAUUUCAACAGCCAUAGCUUUAGUCUGUAAUAUACCUUGCCCCCUCUAUCUUUAUUGUUUGAAGUACUCAAUUAGCUUAACUAGAAGCUAUAAACUCUCAAUAUUGCAGCAAUAUUAGGGUUUUAGUUGUUUGAUUCACUACUCUCAAGAUCAUGACAAUAGUUCAUAGUGUUGUUGGUAAUUAUCUUGGGAAUGUUGCGAGUUUUCCUUUGGCUUCUGCUCACCCACUCUGGUGGGUAGAGGAAUCUUCGCUCGUACCAAGCAUUGGAAAUCUUAUGUCUUCUCCAAGAUUGCCAAAAUGUGGAGCUUUAAAGCGUUGGUGUUCUAAUGGUCAAGUUGAGGCUGGCUUUGAACUUUCAUAGUCAAUAACCUUGCUGUACCUAAAACGUGAACCCAGCUUCUUUGUUUUGAGGGGAAUGAAAUUGAUUCUCAUUGAUUAAUCAGCAUUAAUUACAAUCUAAAUUCAGAGCACUCUCCACAGACGGAGGUGCAACAACCAAGUAGAAUAACAAUGUAAAUGCAUUGCAUCUUGAGCUAGAAUAUGGACAACUUGGUUGGCAGCCUAGCUUCUAGCUUCUUCUUUUUUUUGUUUUUUGUUUUUUUUCUCUUUUUGAGAGGAAUAAAGUUGUUUCAUUGAUUAGACAACAUUACAAUCGAAAUUCAACGCACUCUCCACAGACAGAGGGGCAACAUCUUAGAAAAUAGAAU